AUGCUGGCGAAGUAUGAAGAUCCCAUCACCAGCUGCAGUAGCAAGGGGAGAAGUCAUGGCCACACAGGCUGUGGUCUAGAGUUUCUCCUGGUGCUGUGUGGUUUAGAGUUAACCCAGGCAUGUCCCCAUCACUGCAUCUGCUACGACUCUCCCAGCACGGUGAGCUGCCAGGCUCACAACUUCCAGGUGGUUCCGGAGGGAAUCCCUGCCCAGAGCGAGCGCGUCUUUCUGCAGAACAACAAGAUCCAACGACUGCUCCAGGGCCAUUUCAGCCCAACCACUGCCAUGCUUUGGCUGUACUCCAACAACAUCUCAUACAUUCAGCCCUCCACGUUUAUGGGCUUUACCCGCCUGGAAGAGCUCGAUCUGGGGGACAACCGUCACCUCCGCUCAUUGGCCUCUGACACUUUUCAGGGCCUGACUCGUCUCCAUGCCCUGCAUCUCUACCACUGUGGCCUAAUCAGUCUGCCUACUGGGUUAUUUGAGGGGCUGCACAACCUGCAGUACCUCUAUUUACAGAACAACCAGCUGGAGUUUCUUGAGGAUGACAUGUUCAUUGAUCUACUCAAUCUCAGCCACUUAUUUCUGCAUGGAAAUCGUCUGUGGAGCCUUCACCAGAACACUUUCCGCGGCCUCGGGGCACUAGAUCGCUUGCUACUCCAUCAAAACCGACUUCAGUGGGUACAUACACAGGCUUUCCAUGACCUGCGUCGCCUGACAACCCUCUACCUGUUCAACAACUCUUUACCUGAGCUGCCUGCUGAGAGCUUGGCUCAACUACCCGCACUGGAGUACUUGCGUCUCAACGACAACCCUUGGGAGUGUGACUGCAAGGCCGUUCCGCUCUGGGAUUGGCUGCGGCGCUUCCGUGGCUCCACAUCUGCAUUAAUAUGCGUGGCUCCACCAGAACUGGCCGGAAAGGAUCUAAAGCGGUUCACGAAAGAGGAACUACCUUCUUGUACGGGCUCAGAGUCCCUCCAUCAGAGCAAAUCCAGCAACCAAGGGGACAUAGGGGUGUCACCAAAGAAAGAACAUAAUCGCCAAUCACACAAUCAUCAUCAUCCUCACCUUCCACAUCAAGAUCAAUACUAUACCACCUCCCCAUCUCCUCUUCCUCGGCCACCCAAAUCUGGCCGACACAGAAACUGCACAAGGCAUCGUGGACGCAAGGGUAAUGGUCAGAAUGAGGUGUAUAACCUCAAGGAGUUAGCCAAUAAGGAGUCUGAUGAAAAAUAUGACCCAUCAAAGCCAAAACUAAAGAACAAGUGCAUCCCACAGACUUCAGUGGGGCCCCCUAGUGGUGUGCAAAGGGCAAACAGCAAGGCGGUGUCCCUCUUGGCACCUCGUUACAUCAUCCCUGUUUGCUUAUUGGUGUCUCUCACUGCCCUUAUUUUCCGCUGAGCCCAUGGAAGUCUCUAUUAAUGGUUUUACCAUAAAGUCAGCCCUCUGUCUACUCUGGCUCCUAACACUUUAGUGUGUGAGUGUGUGAAUAUGUGCAUAUGUGUGUAUGUGUGUACAUGUGAAUAAAUGUGUGUAGUACCUUGACGAGCCCAUGUUGAGGAACAGAGGACUUGGAUGAACUUGCCGCCCUGGAGUAAAACAAGAGGUUAAAACAAACUCUUGGGUUUGAGGACUCAAGAAAGAGAAAAGACACCAAAUGGAAUCCUCAAUAGUAUCCCUCCAUUUUUACAUCUGUCUCAAAAGUGUGGGCCCUGUCUCUUUAUUUCCUGUUGCUCCUGACAGAUUAACUUGAUCUAUAACCAGGGAAUAAUAUAACAAUAACAGAUGAAGAUCAUCUUAUUUGUUCAGUGCAUUCAAUUUUCAUUACACCUCUGCAGGAUCAUUAGCUGCCCACUGUGGUCAAAAUCAGCACCAUUAAAACCUUAAUGUCCCUGCCCUACCAUUUGACCUGUACACAGGCUAUGGCCCAGGCCAAAGUGUGAGCCAAAUACAUAAACCAACCAAUACGGCUGAUGUACACAUGCGAGCUGCUGGGUUAAUAUGUUUCUCAACAGUUUCUGAGGGAGGGUUGAUAACACAUUGAGUAUGUGACAAAAUAAAAAGCUAAGCACUCAAGAGAGGAAUGGUGUUUUAUUGUUAUAAGCGGGGGGCGCAUUAACCCACAGGUGAAAUCUAGAUGCAACAGUGAAAGCCAUCCGUGUAGAGCCUUUCCCCCCACAACC
Xyrauchen texanus (razorback sucker) is the source of this 2183-nucleotide messenger RNA. Its product is annotated as reticulon-4 receptor-like 1. The coding region runs from base 1 to 1401 and encodes 466 amino acids. Gene Ontology annotation, cellular component: plasma membrane. Gene Ontology annotation, molecular function: protein binding. The record is from RefSeq and is a predicted model, not a curated record. Lineage: Eukaryota; Metazoa; Chordata; Actinopteri; Cypriniformes; Catostomidae. The transcript is spliced from 3 exons.